Messenger RNA from Saccharomycodes ludwigii, 2142 nucleotides. RefSeq names its product Slx4p (gene SLX4). Lineage: Eukaryota; Fungi; Ascomycota; Saccharomycetes; Saccharomycodales; Saccharomycodaceae. The transcript has a single exon. Bases 1 to 2142 code for a protein of 713 amino acids. The record is from RefSeq and is a predicted model, not a curated record. Gene Ontology annotation, cellular component: nucleus; Slx1-Slx4 complex. Gene Ontology annotation, biological process: DNA replication; DNA repair.
AUGCUUUUAGAAGGUGUCCAAGAAGAUCUAACUGUAACUACAACUGAAAAAAGAAGGCUUGAAUUAUUGUACGGGAAUGAAGAGGAAAGAGAAAGAGAAGAGAAAAGAGGCACUAAUACUGAGACACCUAUAUUUAAUAUCACAAAAAGUACCAAUACGGAAGGAAGUGAAACGGAAACAACGGAUGUGGAUGGCUCUUUAGUAUUAUUAGAAACCCAAAUACCGAAUGCCAUGGAACAUAUUCAUACUAGCAUUAACAAUUCUCUAUCAUCAUCUUCAGAAAACAGUAGUCUAGAUGUACCAAUUGUAAGUACAGAAAAUGACUCGACUACCAAUAAUUUACAAAAAUACGAGGAUUUGGAAAAGAAAAACAAUCUUAAUAAUAAAACAAGUCAACGAAAUGAUAUUUGUGAGGAAGAAAAAAAUGAAAUAGAAAACGAUGAUGCUAACGAUCUUGUUUUCAUAAAUACUCAAAUACAUGGAAAAUUAGAGGAACUAAACGAUAAAUGCAAUAGAAUAAAAAGGUUUAAAAGUAAUUUGCAAAGUUAUAAUCAUGAUAACAGUGGCAACACUAACAAAGCUAUUUGUAAGGAGUCUUCAUUUUUUAAGAAAAAAGACCUGAAAACCAUCACUUCAAUAAAUACGAUGAAUUAUCUUAAUAACAAAACAAAUAAUAAUAGAAAGGGGAACAAUAUUAGAAGAGAUAGUAAAUCUUCAAAAGUUAUUGCAUUAUUAUCUGGCAAGAAAAAUAAAAUAAAAGACGUUUUUGACAAAAUACUUUUGAAAAAGGAUAAUACUGAUAACACUAAUGAAACAAAUGUCUCAUUACCAAGAGAAAGAACCACUUAUGAUGAAGACGAAUGGCUAUUUAUUUUACAACUAAUGAAGGAAAAUCUAAUGAUUCAGCCGUCUAAAGAAGAAAUAUUGACAUUACGUAAAGAGUUAUAUUCCGAGUACGUUAAUAAAAGACUUUGUAAUGCGAGUAAUGAUGCUUGUGAACAAAGUGAAUCUCCUUUAAUAUGGGAAAAAUCACAAGAUAUUCCAGAGACUUCAAUUUUGUAUGAACUAUACAAUGAAAACUGUAGUAUUUCAGCCGCUACUGGAACUUCUACUUCAAGAAAUAAUCAAAAUCGUAACAAUAAUUCGAAUAUUCUUAUGUCUUUAUCCCAGGCUAUGUAUGAUAACGACACAAAAAGUAAAGAUGAAGAAACAAAUACUUAUACUAACAAUAUACCUAUAGACUCACAGGAAAGUUUGAGCAGUGAUUUGAGUGUUAUAGAAAAUAGCACAGCGGAAGAGGAAGGGAGCAAAAUAUUUUUUGAUGAAAAAGGUUCAAAUUUAGAUACAUUGAAUACGAUGCUCAACAAUGAUACACAGUUUUAUACUCCAUUUGAAACACCUUUCAGAUCGCCCUCGAAGAGUGCCAUAAACAGCCUUAAAAAUGACGAUGACGAUAAGAAUAGUACUUACAAUGGUAUUAAAAUACAAGUACCCGCUACUAGAACAAACACCAUAGGAAGCACGUUAGCUCCGUGUGAUUUGUCCUUCCCUAUUACCACUGAUAUUAUUGCCAACGAUAAUCGAAAAGACACUGAAAAUACAAGUUCUACUAGUUCUAUUUCUGUUAUUCCUGAUAGCCAAGAUGAUGAACAAGACGAUACCACAUUAUUUAUUCAAGAAGCCGAGGUUUUUAUCUCACCUGUUAAAGUAGAGAAUAGAAAUAGGAAUUCACCACUCAAAACAAAUAGCGAUAAGAUAACUCUCUUUGUUGCUGAUAGUAAUACCGAUAGUAGCAAAAAGGACUCCACUCCUCCACCUAAGGCUUCUGAAUUAAGAAUUCAAUUGAAAGAGAUUGGAUUAAAGACAAGAAACUCAAGUACUAGCAUAAUGUUGGAAUCCUUAGAACUAUUUAGAUCACAAUCCUACUCUAGUAAAAAUGAUAUAUUUGAUGAAAUUACGAAAAUAUUACUAUUAAAAAGUGAUAAUGACGAAGAAGAUUUUUUACAGAAAAUUUAUUGUUUUCAACCUCUUUCGUUCAAUGCAUUUCACACUUAUCUUAAAUUGCAUAAUUCUAUUUUCCAAUUUGUAGAUGAGUCCACUAUUAAGGAGUGGGCUGAUAAUCAAGGUAUUUGUUUUAAAUAA